Tarenaya hassleriana is the source of this 1879-nucleotide messenger RNA. Its product is annotated as putative E3 ubiquitin-protein ligase RING1a. The record is from RefSeq and is a predicted model, not a curated record. NCBI's taxonomy places the organism in Eukaryota, Viridiplantae, Streptophyta, Magnoliopsida, Brassicales, Cleomaceae. The transcript has 10 exons. The coding region runs from base 180 to 1673 and encodes 497 amino acids.
CGUCGGAUUUUCACUCUCAUUAUUUACUUCUCUCUCUGUGUCUCUAUUGGCAUCGAGGCGGAAAAACGCAGCAGAAACAAGAGGGGAAAAGCGUCGCACAGAGACGGGGAGAGAAAGGGAGAAGCUUUAUCUUUGUUCUUCGAAGCAUAGAGAGCCCGUGGAAGAUCAUUGUGUCAACAAUGCCUGCGAAGAAGAACUCCUCUCCGGCGGGGAUCCUCCAUGACGGUGAGGAAAACGACCGAUGUCGGCGAAGUCCCGGCGGUCUUUUCGAGCCAGAUGCUGAAGAGGGUCCCGAAGCGAGAGUUGAGAAACGAAGAGGACAAGAUGAAGACGGGGAAGAAGGAGACGAGGAGGAAGGUGGAGAUGAGGAGGUCAAAGGCGAAGCGGAUGAAGAAGUGAAACGCGGAGAAGGAGAAGAAGAAGAAGGAGAGGAAAAUGAGUCCAAUGAAGAUGAGGAGGAAGAGGAAGGAGAAUCUAAGGAAAGAAGUCAAUCUUCAACCUCCGGAGACCAGUCAGAAUACAUGGAUGUUGACCUGGCAGAUGUCCGGAAGGAUGUGCAAUGUCCAAUAUGUUUAGGAAUUAUAAGGAAAACACGGACAGUGAUGGAAUGCCUACACCGAUUCUGCCGGGAGUGUAUCGAUAAGUCAAUGCGAUUGGGGAACAAUGAAUGUCCUGCUUGCAGGAAACAUUGUGCAAGCCGGCGUUCUUUAAGAGACGAUCCAAAAUUUGAUGCCCUUAUUGCGGCUUUAUUCACAAAUGUUGAUCAAUAUGAGGAGGAGGAGUUGGCUUUUCAUGAAGAGGAGAAGGUUCGCAAUAAGCAGAUCCAAGCAUCUAUAGCUCAAAUAUCUCAACGGCAAUCUGAUGCCCUUGUGAAAAGACGAUCUUUCGGUAAAGAGGCAGCGAUAUUGUCAAGGCCACAACGUAGUGGUAGUGGUUCUAGAAGGAGAAGAAACUGCAGAAACAUAGAUCAUCACAUUACAGAAGCCCAUGACAAUGAUGACGACGACGACAAUAAUAAUGCCAGAGGCAAAGAUUCGUCAUCAGAUGAGCGUAGUGCAGAAAUCAGGCAUAGAAAACGAAGAAAACGCUCGGAAAAUCGUCCAACCCACCCUUCUACAUCUGGAGCAAACAACAACAGUAGUAACUGCACUGAUAAUGACAUGGAAGCUGCUUUCAAGGACAACAACAACAACAACAAAGGAACUUCUCCUGGCCUUGUCUGGAACCCUGAGAUAUUUGCAUGGGGUAGGGGCGGUGCAAGGAGUAGUACCAGGCAUGGUAAUGGCCAGGGGGGCGGUAAUAAGAGCGUGAGAAAUGCUCGUUUGAAUAGACUCGUGGAAUAUCUCCGGAGCUUAGAGGGAAGUAGCGUUGAGUUAGAUAUUCAUCUCAAGCUUGUCCCUUUGGAUACAAGAUGUACACCAACCUGGCGCCAGCCAUACCUCUGCUGCCGACCCACUUUGAUGGUGAAGCAGCUCCGCGAAUUUGUAGCACUCCAGACACACCUGAAGGCUGAAGAAAUCGAAUUGUUGGUAGCAGCAGCUAAUGGAGGGGGUAAGGCGAUGCAAUGUCUGGAAGACGAUGAAACGACUCUGGCAAGACUUGAAGUGGAUCAUGUUCCCAUCUCUUCUGAAGCACAUUUGGUUUUAGCUUACAGGCAGAAGCGGUCUGGAUAAAGGUGGAGGAGCGCCUUUGCGCAUUAUGCAGAUCGAGUUGGGUUUUUAGGUCAAAUGUUUCAAGAGUGUUGGGGUUAUUUAUUAUUAACACUCUCCAAAUUUCAUUCUUCUCGUUUCUUACAGACAUUUCGUUGCUUCGCUCUUGGCAAUGGAUGCAAAUUUUAUGAGAAAAAGUGGCAAUUGGUGGGAAGUCUUUCAGAUUUUAA